UCGGCCGGCGCGGAGGCGGCGCAUGCGCAGUCCGAGGGGGAGCCGACGGCGGCGGCAGCGGGGAGGUGUGAGGAACAGACAUGGAUGUCCAGAAAGAUGUUCAGCCUCCCAAGCAGCAGCCAAUGAUUUACAUCUGUGGAGAGUGCCACACAGAAAAUGAGAUAAAAUCCAGGGAUCCGAUCCGAUGCAGAGAAUGCGGAUACCGGAUAAUGUAUAAGAAGAGAACGAAGAGACUGGUUGUUUUUGAUGCCCGUUGAAAUCUACAAAUGCAGAAAGAAAUCUUGACUUAGACUUGUUUUUUUCCGCAAACAUUUAAAAUGGCAUAGUCCGUUUGCCAUCGUUGAGCUUCAUGGAAAUUGCCCCACAUUGUUUCAGUCUAAAAUUAUAAAUUAUUACAAGAAUAAAAAGUUUAUUAGCAGUGUU
Messenger RNA from Ornithorhynchus anatinus (platypus), 423 nucleotides. It is a transcript of the gene POLR2K, whose product is annotated as RNA polymerase II, I and III subunit K. The record is from RefSeq and is a predicted model, not a curated record. The transcript is spliced from 4 exons. NCBI's taxonomy places the organism in Eukaryota, Metazoa, Chordata, Mammalia, Monotremata, Ornithorhynchidae. Gene Ontology annotation, biological process: DNA-templated transcription. Bases 81 to 257 code for a protein of 58 amino acids. Gene Ontology annotation, molecular function: DNA binding; DNA-directed RNA polymerase activity; zinc ion binding. Gene Ontology annotation, cellular component: RNA polymerase III complex; RNA polymerase I complex; RNA polymerase II, core complex.